This is a messenger RNA of Lynx canadensis (Canada lynx), 2359 nucleotides long. It is a transcript of the gene NXF1, whose product is annotated as nuclear RNA export factor 1. NCBI's taxonomy places the organism in Eukaryota, Metazoa, Chordata, Mammalia, Carnivora, Felidae. Gene Ontology annotation, molecular function: protein binding; RNA binding. Gene Ontology annotation, biological process: poly(A)+ mRNA export from nucleus. The record is from RefSeq and is a predicted model, not a curated record. Gene Ontology annotation, cellular component: cytoplasm; nucleus.
GGGGGACGUCGGCGGCGCGCGACGUAGUUCGCAGGAUAAAUGCGGUGGCGCCGGGCGUAGGAGCGAUUAGGCUGGGGUGCUUGGGUGUUCAGACGCUUGGCGGGGUCGUGGCCCGCGCCUGAACCUGCCCUGUUUCGCGCUGUGCCAUGGCGGACGAGGGGAAGUCCUACAACGAGCACGAUGACCGUGUUAGUUUCCCUCAAAGAAGAAAGAAGGGCCGGGGUCCCUUCCGGUGGAAAUAUGGUGAGGGGAACCGUAGGUCUGGAAGAGGAGGUUCUGGCAUUCGGUCUUCCCGCCUGGAGGAAGAUGACAGAGAUGUAGCGAUGAGUGAUGCCCAGGAGGUUCCCCGAGUACGAUACAACCCCUAUGCUGCCCGACCCAACCGUCGAGGUGACAGUUGGCAUGAUCGAGACCGCAUUCAUGUUACCGUGCGGAGAGACAGAGCUCUUCCAGAGAGAGGAGGGGCUGGCACCAGCCAGGACGGGACCUCGAAGAACUGGUUUAAGAUUACAAUUCCUUAUGGCAGAAAAUAUGACAAGUCAUGGCUCCUGAGUGUGAUUCAGAGCAAGUGCAGUGUCCCUUUCACCCCCAUCGAGUUUCACUAUGAAAACACACGGGCCCAGUUUUUUGUUGAGGAUGCCAGUACCGCCUCUGCGCUGAAGGCCGUCAACUAUAAGAUUUUGGAUCAGGAGAACCGAAGGAUCUCUAUCAUCAUCAAUUCUUCUGUCCCACCCCAUUCUGUACAGAACGAGCUGAAGCCGGAACAAGUAGAGCAGCUAAAGCUGAUCAUGAGCAAACGAUAUGAUGGCUCCCAACAAGCGCUUGACCUGAAGGGCCUCCGUUCAGACCCAGACUUGGUGGCCCAGAACAUUGAUGUUGUCCUGAAUCGCAGGAGCUGCAUGGCGGCCACCCUGCGGAUCAUCGAGGAGAACAUCCCCGAGCUGUUGUCCUUGAACUUGAGCAACAACAGGCUGUACAGGCUGGAUGACAUGUCCAGCCUGGUGCAGAAAGCACCCAACCUGAAGAUCCUCAACCUCUCCGGAAACGAGUUGAAGUCCGAGAGGGAGUUGGACAAGGUAAAAGGGCUGAAGCUGGAAGAGCUGUGGCUCGACGGAAACCCGCUGUGUGACACCUUCCGAGACCAGUCCACCUACAUCAGCGCCAUUCGCGAACGAUUUCCCAAAUUAUUACGCCUGGAUGGCCAUGAGUUACCCCCUCCGAUUGCCUUUGACGUUGAAGCCCCCACGACGUUACCGCCCUGCAAGGGAAGCUAUUUUGGAACAGAGACCCUGAAGAACCUGGUCCUGCAUUUCUUGCAGCAGUACUAUGCGGUGUAUGACUCUGGAGACCGGCAGCGGCUCCUGGACGCCUACCAUGACGGGGCGUGCUGCUCCCUCAGCAUUCCUUUUACCCCCCAGAACCCUUCCCGAAGCAACCUGGCCGAGUACUUCAAGGACAGCAGGAAUGUGAAGAAGCUCAAAGACCCAGUAACCCUGCGGUUCCGCCUGCUGAAGCACACGCGUCUCAACGUUGUUGCCUUCCUCAAUGAGUUGCCCAAAACUCAGCACGACGUCAACUCCUUUGUGGUAGACAUAAGCGCCAGACAGGAAGGAAGGGGCGGUCACGAGAGCACAUUGCUGUGUUUUUUCCGUCAAUGGGGUCUUCAGGAAGUGGAUGGAAAAUCUCGGGAUUCUUUACGAGCCUUCACCAGGACAUUUGUCGCUGUUCCUGCCAGCAAUUCAGGGCUGUGCAUCGUAAAUGACGAGCUGUUUGUGCGCAAUGCCAGCCCUGAUGAGAUCCAGAGAGCCUUCGCCAUGCCUGCACCCACACCUUCCUCCAGCCCAGUGCCCACCCUCUCCCCAGAGCAGCAGGAGAUGCUGCAGGCAUUCUACCAGUCUGGCAUGAACCUUGAGUGGUCCCAGAAGUGCCUCCAGGACAACAACUGGGACUACACCAGAUCUGCCCAGGCCUUUACUCAUCUGAAGGCCAAGGGCGAGAUCCCAGAAGUGGCGUUCAUGAAGUGAUCCGUAGUCAUGCCCCAGAAGAAAGCACCCUGUAAAAUAGCCCUUGGAUAUUGACGUCUCCUUGUCAUGGCUGUCGUUUUUCUCCUCUCUGGCCCGGACCGACCGAGGCCACCCUGUGACUGUGACCGUGACCGACGAGAAUGGGCUGCCGGAUCCCUCUCCUCACCUGCCUUCUGGGAGACUUCUGGAAGACUUCCGGAAGAUUGAGCCUCACUGGUGCCAGGAAGCCAAAGCUUACUUUGUAGAACUGACACUAAACUACCGAAGGACCUAGGUGCUUUGUGUACUUAACCCCAGAACCCUCCUUACUUUUUAAGAUAAAGAGUGAUAUUGUA